Messenger RNA from Budorcas taxicolor (takin), 2157 nucleotides. RefSeq names its product interleukin 31 receptor A (gene IL31RA). Gene Ontology annotation, biological process: cytokine-mediated signaling pathway. Gene Ontology annotation, molecular function: cytokine receptor activity; cytokine binding. Bases 4 to 2157 code for a protein of 717 amino acids. The record is from RefSeq and is a predicted model, not a curated record. NCBI's taxonomy places the organism in Eukaryota, Metazoa, Chordata, Mammalia, Artiodactyla, Bovidae. Gene Ontology annotation, cellular component: external side of plasma membrane; signaling receptor complex. The transcript has 14 exons.
ACAAUGUGGGCCUGGACACUGUGGAUGCUCCCUCUGCUCUGUAAAUUUGGCCUGGCAGACCUGCCAGCUAAGCCUGAGAAUAUUUCUUGCGUCUUCUACUAUACGAAAAAUUUUACUUGCACCUGGAGUCCAGAGAAAGAAGCUAAUUUUAUAUCAUACACAGUCAGGAGAACUUUGUGUUAUUUACGUGAAAAUGAUACUUGUAUUUCUACAAGUAAAAAUGGUUCUUCAUGCUCUUUUUAUUCAAGAAUAACACCACCAGAUAUUUACAUUAUUCAAGUGGAGGCUCAAAAUGCAUAUGGUAUAAUUAAAUCUGAUGUAACAUGUUGGGACUUAUAUACCGUAACUAAAAUUGAGCCACCUAAGAUUUUCAGUGUGAAACCAGUUUUGGGCCUCAAACAAAUGGUUCAAGUAAAAUGGACACAGCCUGUGUUGGCACCUAAGUCAUCUACUUUAAAUUAUACACUUCGAUUCAGAGCAGUAAAUAGUACCCAUUGGAUGGAAGUCAACUUCACCAGAAGCUGUGUGAAUGAAGAAGAAGCAUACAACCUCACAGGGCUGCAAGCUUUUACAGAGUACGUUGUAGCCCUGCAAUGUGUGGCUAACAAGUCAAGGUUCUGGAGUGGCUGGAGUCAAGAAAAAAGGGGAAUGACUGUGGAAGAAGCUCCACAUGGCCUGGAUCUAUGGAGAGUCCUGAGAUCAGACAAAGUGGAUGGAAAAAGGCCAGUGCAGUUGUUGUUGAAGAAGGCAAAAGGAACCCCAGUCCUGGAGAAAGUACUUGGUUACAACAUAUGGUAUUUUCCAGAAAACAAUACUAACCUCACAAAGACAAUGAAUACUACUAACCAGCAGCCUGAACUGUACCUGGGAAACCAGACCUACUGGAUACAUGUGAUUUCUUAUAAUUCUCUUGGAAAAUCUCCAGAGGCCACCUUGAGGAUUCCAGCUAUUGAUGAAAAGUCGUUCCAGUGCAUCGAGGCCCUGCACACCUGCCUCACUCAGGACCAGCUGGUGGUGGAGUGGCAAAGCUCUGCUCCAGAGGUUGAUACAUGGAUGGUGGAGUGGGUCCCAGACUUGGACUCAAAGCCCUUGGCCAUCUCCUGGGAGUCUGUAUCUCACACCAGGAACUGGACAAUCCAGCAAGAUGAACUGAAACCUUUCUGGUGCUACAAUAUCUCUGUGUAUCCAAUGUUGCAAAACCGAGUGGGUGAACCAUAUUCCAUCCAGGCUUAUGUCAAAGAAGGUGUUCCAUCAGAAGGUCCCGAGACGAAGGUGGAGAACAUUGGUGUGAGGACAGUCACAAUUACAUGGAAGGAGAUACCCAAGCAUCAGAGAAAUGGCUUCAUCAACAAUUACACCAUAUUUUACCAAGCUGAAGAUGGAAAGGAAUUCUCCAAGACAGUCAACUUCAGGAUCCUGCAGUAUGACCUGGAGUCCCUGACACGAAAGACCUCUUACACUGUUUGGGUCAAGGCCAGCACCAGUGCUGGGGGAGUUGAUGGCCCCAGGAUAAACUUCAAGACAUUGUCAAUUAGUGUCUUUGAGAUUUUUCUUGUAACUUCUCUGGUUGGAGGGGGCCUUCUUAUUCUCAUCAUCCUGACGGUGGCAUAUGGCAUCAAAAAACCCAACAAACUGAAGCACCUAUGUUGGCCUGAUGUUCCCAACCCUGCUGAAAGCAGUAUAGCCACGUGGUGUGGAGAUGAUUUCAAGGGUAAGCUAAAUCUGAAGGAGUUUGACGACUCUGUGAACAGAGAAGACGGGAUUCUAAAACCAUGUUAUUCACCCAAUGACCUUAUUGACAAGUUGGUGGUGAACUUUGAGAGUUUUCUGGAAGUGGUUUCCACUGAGGAUCCUGGAAAGGUUUGGGAAAAUAUCUUGGGAGGAGAAAAGAAUGAGUACGUGGCCUCCCCAAACAGGCCUUACUGUCUCGCUGUUUCAGCCAAGAUUCCACCCGGAGGGCCCCAGUGCCUGGGCUCAGGGAUGCUAGAGGGGACCUGCCCAGAAGCCAGAGAGCAGCUUCUCCCUCCCGCCCAGGGCUUUGGGCCAGACCAUCUCUGUGAGGAAGGAGCACCAAACCCAUACUUGAAAAAUUCAGUGACAACCAGGGAAUUUCUCGUGUCUGAAAAACAUCCAGAGCAAAUCCACAGAGAAGUUUAA